AAACAAAGAUGGCAGAUUUCGAUGCCAUCAACACAAUCGAGAGAGAUGACGAAGACAAUUCCUCCUCAUCCCUGGAGUCCUACACGCAGACGCCCGAGCCAGUCAUCAUUAGAGGCGCGGGCAACAUCACAGUAUUCGGACUCAGCAAUCGUUUUUGCCGUGACUUCCCAAGUGCUCUGACAGGGAGGUUAGCUCCCGAGGAGUUUGCCGGCUCAGUGGGGCGAGUCAACACUGUGCUGAGGAAGACGCUGCCCGUGUCUGCUCGCUGGCUCCUCUGUGGCUGCUGCUUCUGCCUGUGUACCUGCGGCUGCUCCCUCUGGCCGGUCAUCUGCCUCAGUAAACGGACGAGAAAUGCAAUAGAGAAGACUUUAGAAGCAGAGAACACCAAUCUAUACCACAAGCUUGGCCUUCACUGGAGACUCACCAGACAGAGAUGUGAUAAUUCUUCCCUCAUGGAGUAUGUGUUGGUGAUUGAGGUGAUACCCAAAAAAGACAUCCUGCGGCCGGACUGACGGAGCAGGGCAGCCUUGUACCCCCGGGCUGCUGGCCGCUGACGCCGGGACCCCCACCCCCCUCUCGGCUGGUCAGUGACGUGCAACUAAAUUUUCUGACGGUCACACUGCUGUUGAAGAGAACUUUUUAUCAUCAUUAUUAUUACUAUUAUUAUCAUUAUUAUUGUCUGCUUUAGCAUUUAUUUCAUGCACAUAGACAUUGCAUUUAUACAUGAUCAUAUAUACAACUUACACACACACACACACACACACACACACACACACACACACACACACACACACACACACACACACACACACACACACACACACACACACACACACACACACACACUCACAGAGAAGGAAUAUUACAAGUUUAACUCAAUCAUAUAUAAAUACAAAUAGGUAAAUAAACACACACACACACACACACACACACACACACACACACACACACACACACACACACUCACUCAUUCCCAUGCUACCCUUGCUCUAGAGUAGCCAAUCAUACAUAACAUACAUGUAUAUAUAUAAAAACAACAAACCAUUACGUACGUAUAUGUAUAUGAAGAUUCCGUUGCAUAUAGACUGUAUCAUACGACACGCCGCCACUUUGUACAUAGAGACGCUGUGGAGUCAACACUACGAAGUAUUUUUGAUGAAGAAAAAAAAAAAAUUAAUCGAACAUUGGGGUCUGUCUGUCUUGGGGUUCGUCAUUGGGGUUUGUCAUUUAUUCCCAGGGGGGUGAGUCAAGUACAAUACCCAACACCGUGCCACACUGGGAGGCUGCCACUGCUUCCCUCGGCUGCCUCCAGGGGUUCACCAGCCUUGUCUUGUGAGGUGCUGCUGUCACACACAAUUGGUACCAGCUCAGUCUCCCCCGAAAACUUCCUGUUCCUGGAUCACACUAAGAUUAGUCGCCGUAUUUUUGGACUGGGUUAGGUUAGGGUACAUAAGGCUAAGGUAGGUCAGGGGAGGUUAGGUGCAGUUGAAAUCCAUGACAUGACAAAUGACUGUGUGUGUGUAGAAUGUGUGGUGGAAAUAGUGAAUGAUAGGUCGGAUGUGUCUAAGUGAAGGAGUGAAGUGUGAGUGAUUCAGGGGAUUAGUGUACCCUAAGGUGGUCUGGCUGUGGACAGAGAAUGACGGACAGAUGAGUGAAUGUACGAGUGUAAGAGAACAACUGCCGGUGAAAUGAGAGGACAGAGAAUGCCAGUGUGUGAGAGGAGAGAGUGAGAGAUGUAUGAGAGGGCUGGAGUGUGUGAGAAAUGAAUGCAAGGACAGAAAUAAGUGGAGAUUCUGUUGCAGUCAUCCCACAGAGUUCUUUGGUGUCAGUUAUAGAUUGAAGCCUAACCUAACUUAACCUCACCCAGCCCAGUAGUAGGUGAAGUGGCUCAUCUCCCUGUGAUCCUUGUUCUCUCUCCCUCUCCCUCUCUCCCUCUGUAUGUAUCACAUCACACACAUAUUGCAACACGGGUCAGUCACUGUAAAUGCUUCAUCACUCUUUUUUAUUCACCGUAGGAUGUAUAAAAAGGUAUAAAACAAGAUAACGAGAGAAAGUGGUACUAUAUUUAGACAGGGGCAGUCAGUCAGGCCACUCAUGAAUCCUGUUAACCUUUUCUACCUGUGUCUAUUAGUCGUGAAGUGACAGCGUGAGUGUCCGUCAUGUGUGAGUGACUAGGGAUGUGAUUUUUGCUGCCCUUACCUGCCCCUCUUCCCUAAACACACUGAAAGGGUUGACAUAUCACCGUCUGUACAUCUGUGUGUGUGUGCGUGUGUGUAUGUGCGUUCCUUUACUACAUGAAUGAGUGUGUGUGUGUGAUUGAGCAAUUGUAACAGCCCCUGCCUUCCCCCUGGUCCCAACCUCACCUGCAACCAGCCGUACCACAGUGCAUCCAUCCCUCUCCUCUGAACCCUUCACACACUACACUGGUCGCACAAGGCACAGGGCAGGGCAACACCUCAACACUCAGGCUGCUGCACCCAAGAAAAAUUACACUUGGAGAGAAAAUAGAGGAGGUACAUGUGACUAUAGCUCAUUUCUCAAGAUUGUUGUGCUCAGGGGAAUGUGAAAUAGGAGUGAAUAGAGGGAAAAUAAAAGAACUAGAUGAAUUUAAUGAUCUUAUACAGGACUGUAGCUCAUUUCUCAAGACUGUUGUGCCCAGGAAAAUGUGAAAUAGGAGUGAAUAGAGGGGUGUUGUGCCAGGGGAAAUGUGAAAUAGGAGUGAAUAGAGGGAAAAUAAAAGACCUACAUGAAUUUAGGUGUCUUGUACAGGAUGACAGCUUCACACUUAAGACCCCUGCACCCAACACAAGAUGAAAUAAGACUGAAUAAGGAGGAAAUAGAGGUACAUGAAGUUAAGUGUCUUGGACAGGACCAUAGCUUACUCUUCAACACUGCUGUGCCCAGGAGAAUGUACAAUUAGAUUGAAUGGAAUAAAUAGAUGAGGUUUAUUAAUGUAACCAUAUUAGACAGGACUGAAGUGCAGCCCCUUCAAACCAUUACAUCCCUGUAUGAAUGCCACCCCAUGUAGGCUGAAAAAGAGAGAGAGAGAGGUGCCUUGCUAUGAGGAGAGGCAUGUAAUUCUCAGUCUGCCUUGAUGCAAAAGACAUGUAGCUCCACUCAUUAUACAAAACAGGGCAUGACUAACACUGGGGCCACAACACUGCUGGACCCCUGUACCACCACUGCACCAGUCCUUACCUUGAAGAACUGUGAUAGGAAGAACUUGCUAUAAAAGGUAAAGGAAGUGAUCUACUCGUAUUAGAGAAACUGUUGAUUGGUUAAUUUCUCUUUGUUGGAUAAUUAUGUUUGAGGAAUGUGUUGCAAGGAUGUUGACUGACUGAAUAAUUGAUGAAGGUCAGGACAACAGCAGGAUUACGUAACAUCAAAUUAGAAAAUGACUUGUGGGAGUUAUACUGGUGAAGCUCUUGUGUAGGGAGAGUUUGUGACUGUGUGGUAUGAAAUGAAAGCAAUUGACAGACUUACUGGUGCUUUGUUUGUGUAGUAUGUGCUUGUGUCUAUUGCAUUUGUGUGUUUGGUUAUCUGAUGACUUCAUAACAUGGUGAUUUCAAAGCAGAGAGGUUAAUGUUAAUGACCUGUUUGCCAUUUGAUGCUUUUGUGGUUUAUAAUUUUUAGAGUUUUACAUUUUCUUCAUCUGGGAAAUACAAAAUAGAAAAUGUGAUAUGAGUCAACUUGCAUUUGAUAUUUUAAGAUGUACUGGAGUAGAUUUCUUUUUUCAUUUUUUUUUAUGGAAAAUAAAAAAAAAAGAUAAAAACAUAAGUUGCCCAGCAUGUAAUAUUAUGAUGUGUGCAUUUAUUUCGUAGCUUCGAUAUUUACAAAUUGCUGAUGAUGACAUAAUUACAAAAAGAAAAAAAAAAAAGAAAACAAUUUUACAUUAGUUCACUUGCAUUUGCUGUUUUGAAGUCUGUACAUAACUACUUUAAAUCCUUCUGUGCUUAUGAUUUAUUAACAGCAUUUCGCAGGUAUUGACGAACCAUAGAAGUGUAUCAGUAACAAGACUGUGAUGUUCCAUGUUACCAAACGCCUCUAUUAGUGUCUCCCAUUAUGGCCGCACAUCAAUAUUUUGUCUCACGGCUGCUUAUCAUAGUUUCUCAUUCUUCGUGUAGUGAAAGGAAGGAAGUACAGGGUGAGGCAUGAAUGUGAGGAUAAACUGCAUUAAAUAUAAGCCACCCACACCUUAGCCUCUCAUCCUUCCUCACCUUUUUCAUGUUCCUCACUUUCUUUUAUCUUCCUCUGUUUUUUUCUUCAUGUUUCAUCUCUUCCUUGCCUUUAAUUUUCCUCUUUCUUAUUUGUGUUGUUUUUAUCUCUUCCUCAUCCUAUUUUGUCUUCCUCUGUUUCUUCUUUAUAUUGUUUUAUUUCUUUCUUAUCUUUCUUUGCUUCCUCAUGUUAUCUUCAUAUUUUCCCAUUUUGUGUCUUGUUUUCUCUUUUUCUUUCUCAUUUUUUUUUCAUAUCCUUUUCCUUUUAUUUCUUACCUCCUCCCUCCUUCUCUUCCACAUCUGUCUCUUUCCUUUCCUGUAUACAUCUACACUCACACAUCUUUCCCUCUAAUAAUUUCUUUUUUACCUCAUUCACUUUAUUGUAUUCCCUUUCUCUCCUCUUCUUCCUCAUUUGUCACUGUUUCCUUACUUCCUGUCUUCCUUCUCUUCCUCUCGGUUUCCUUACCAUCACCACCACCACUGUCGCCACCACCACCACCACCACCACCGUCACCACCACCACCACCACCACCACCACCACCACCACCGCUACUGCUACUGUUGUCACCUGUUAGUCGCCUUAAUUACACUACACAUCAGGUUAGCAAGUGAUAUGAAUGUUUAAUCUUCCCUCCCUCCCUCCCUCUCUCCCUCCAUCCCUCCCUGUUUCUCUCUCUCUCUCUAUCUCAUACUUGUUUUUUCUUUCAUUUUUCCCUAUUCUUUCACUCUCCCUUUCUCUCUUUCUCUCUCAUAGAUGUUUUUUCUCCCUCAGUAUCUUUCCCAGUUGUCUCAUUUUCCAUUGUUUUCCUCUUCACCUUUUUUUUAACUGGCUUUUCACACACAAGAGGCACAUUGACAAAGGCCCUUUUUUUUUUUUUAGGAUGUUUGUCAUGAGUACAUUUAAGAUUCACAUUUUUAUCAUUUCACUUUCAUUUUCAUAUUUUAUUUUCCUUUUUUUUUCUUUAGCUUUCUAGAAUAAACUGGUGAUAUAUUCUGAUUAUAUUCAUUAUUUUUUGUUUACAUAGCCUUUUUUGUUUUGUUUUUAGUUGUAGGUAGGUUAGGUAAGGUUUUUAUUCAGUAAGGUCAGAAGAGUGGAAAUAUGUAAACAAAACAGGCAGUUGAGAAAAAUGGGGAAAUAAUCACGUGUAGUUUUCAUUUCGUCUUUCUUUCCUUGACGUCUUAUUCCAUUCUUCGUCAUUGCCAUUUCCACCUUCCGUCACAUUCAUCCACGUUUCUUCAGUUUGUUGUGGGCAAAACAUAGAAUAGAUACGCUGGAAAGAAAGAGAUCUAAUAUUUUAUAACCGGAAAAAAAUAGCAACAUGUAAUUCUUGUAUUUAGUUCUCAGUAAGAGGAAGAAGUUUAUUUAGUGAGUUUGUAUGCUGAGAGGAAAUUAAUAGUCUUUUGAGCAAUGUCUGUCUGUUAGAAAAUACAUCGUUGUUCUGUUAUAGAGUGAAAGAGUGAGUAUAUAGGGGCAGUGGAGGGGCCUGAGUGAGGGGAGGAGAGGAUGCUUGGGCUAGUGAUGGGGGGAGGAGGGGAACAGGCACUCUAAGUAGUGAUGUCAGAUUCUACUAAAUAUUUCAUACAGGAACAGUAUCAGACAGUUUCCUUCACCUUUCACAUCCCCUGUUUUUAAUCUGCAUGGAGCUCUUAAUAUAAACCAAUCAGUUGCUAUACAUUAAUUUAUGUUCUGUAAAAUGUGUCAAACAGAAGAGUAAUAUAAAAAAAUUUCUCCACCUUUCACAUCCCCAGUUCCUUUUAGUCCCUUAAUAUUAACCAGGCUACUACUCCACAUUAAUUUCUGCUCAAUUUAUAAACAUGAAAUUCACUUAUCUUUGACAUCACUGCUUGGGACAACUGUGCUGAUCAAUAGUCGAGUAACAAACGCACCUGCCUCUGCUGUGUGUUCCUUCAGUCUACACUCCUCUGAUCUGCUGAGAAUCAUGUUUUGUAAGGUUGUAAGCCCAUCAAAGGAUGUUGGACUGAGGGAAAACAAAGCAGUGACGGAGAAUGCUGCUUUAAUUCUCCCCAUGACUAGCCCACCCCUCAGUGACAGGCCGUGGACAUGACCACUUGAUUGAUGCACUGUUCUCGCUGCCCUGGUCUGGUGCAACUGUGUGUAGUGUGCCAAGCUGAUUCAGUCACAAGAUUUGCUUACAUUGUACACUCAGGGUCGGAGGCAGGGCAGCAGAUGACACUCACUCUCACUGUGUUGAGUGUCUCCCAGCGUCGCAAGUCCCCUGGCUGGUGGGCAUCUGUGAUCAGGCUCUGUAAGAGUGUCAUUGGGUUGGAGGACUUGCAGGUGAGGGAAGCAUGCAGAACACAGUGGGAGUGAAUGCCUUGGUGUCUUGACUUCUGGCCCCGACUGUACCUUUGAAAUGCAUGUCAAGUUCACAAAUAAGAUAUAUAUACCUAUAUGCAUAUAUAGAUAUAUGUGUUUGUGUAUAAUAUAUAUACAUGUAUACACUUGCAUAUACCUGUAUAUAUAUUAUACACACAACAGUCUGUACUAUGGGUUCUAUAUCCUAGUCAUCCCAAGUGCUAUUGAAUAAUAUUGCCUUUAGACAUUUUUUUACACUAGUUUAUGCUUAAGUGCUGUGUUCACUGAGCACUGGAUAUCACCUUUCUUUGUGCACCUUCACUACUGUACCGUAAGACUGCUGUAUCUCAAGUACCGCCGAGCACAAGAGGCUCCCAGGACGAGGGGGACCAUUGCUGGCACAAAGACAAAGACGGCAGGAGUGUGUGUGUCUUAGUGGAGCCACCCCAGCCCCGCCCGGCCCGCCCCAGCCCCGCCCAGACUGUGUGGUGGUGCUGGUGCCAUGCCUGGACCUCCACAGCACUCAGUCAACCCCAGGAGUGUGUCUGUCCUGAGGUAGCCAAUGUUACUCAUGAUAUUUCUAAAUUUUAGGGACGGUAAUCACCCCAGAGGCUCUUUUUGCUUCUCCUUGUGUACAUGACUCAUGUUUUUGUAUUUGAUUAGCUGUGAGUGUCUUGUUUUUGUCACUUGUUGUUUAUGGCUAUAGUUUAUUUUUCUUUUUUUUUGUUGUUUUGUUGUAGCAGUGAUGGUUGGGGAGAGUGUGAAGGAAGUGUGGGGUCACUGGCAGGGCAUGGUGUCAAGAAGCUGCUGAGGAGAGAAAGGUGUGCAAUGAGAAAAAUGUGAUGUUUGGGAAAGUCUUGGAAUUUUAUGUAGAUAUGAAGAAAAAAUGUGCAAUGUUUAAGAAAGUCUGACUUAAGGGAAAUGUGUGCUUAGGAAGAAAAGUGUAUUGAGGAAAAUAUAACCCAUUGAAAAAAAAAGCCACAUAGUAUUUUGCUCUGAACUCAAUAUAAGAAAAAAAGUGCAAUAUGAAGGACAAUCUACCAAUGUAUAUAAAAAGUGUGCAGUUUUGAAGACAAUCCGACACAUAAGAAAGAUAUGUAUUAAAUAUAAAAAAGAAUACAAACAAGGACAAUUUGGCCCCAAGGUGUGUAGGAGGAUGAGUGCAGGAGUGCAGGUGUUACAACAGGUGCCUUCAUGAUUUAGGUAACCUAGCAAGUUAAGGAAGCAGAACAAGGCAGUGCAUUAUAAGUAUCAUAAAUUUCCAGCUAACCCAAACUUUCCUCAUCUAUUUAGAUAAAAAAAAAAAAGUCAGUGACAAGUAUCAAGUAUUCCAAGCUCAAAAGAGGAUAAAAUAAACCUAAAAAAAAACUACAAACACACUACUAAUUGCUACUUAAGUGUGUGAGUGUUAUGUUUAUGUAUGACACUGACACACACAAGAAUUAGCAGUUACACAACAUGCUGAGUGUAUCAUUUUGGAGAGGAAGACACCAGCCACGAGUGACUGAGUGCACCGUGUUCUGGCUCACUGAAAAACAUGUUGUCAGCCCCCCCAAGUAACUGAUUCCAAUAGUGAAGCUGGUAUUAAGCUGAACAACCCUCUUUAACCCCUUCACUGGUAUAUGGUAGAUCUUUCCUUAGUCACUAACCACUCUGUGACAUUUCUGCUUGUUCUAUAGGUUCCUCAUUGUACUGGCUAGAAAUUGUCAGACAUUUUCCUUUUCAUCCCUCUCUUGUGAUACCUUGUUUUCUUUAUGACCUCCAGUCCUCUACAUUUACAAUAGUGCUGUAUGACCACUGAUACCUAAUACACUUAUAUCUUUUGGUUGACAUUACGUAGAAAGGUUUAAUCUGUUGCUUUUAGUGGUGUGUACUGUCGCUUAUCAAAGUGAAAGGGUUAAACUUGUGUUCAUUUGUAGUGCAUUAUUUGGAGCAUUUCUUUGAGGGAGUUGGUAGAGAAAUCCAUGCAAGGAAGUAAUUGUUUGAUGAUGAGCUCAGCAAUAUUGUGGUGCAUAUAGUGUAGAUGGUGACUGCCUGUGAUCCCUCAUUUAUUUAGGAUGUAGGAGCUCAUCAUGCUGAGUUUUAGAGCUAAAAUUAUCGUUGCUUUUUGAGUCCCCAUUGGUGGAGCUGCCCUAACUUGCCCAUCAGUCAUCAGAACUUUGGCAAAGGGAUGUUCACUGGAGACGCUUCAAGAAUCUGUAAGGCAAUGCUUCAGAUUUCUGUGGAAUGCUUCAAAUCUGUCAGGCAGUGCUUCAAAUUUCUGUGGAAUGCUUCAGAUCUGUCAGGCAGUGCUUCGAAUUUCUGUGGAAUGCUUCAAAUCUGUCAGACAGUGCUUCAGAUUUCUGUGGAAUGCUUCAGAUAUGUCAGGCAAUGCUUCAAACCUGCCAGGCAAUACUUCAAAUUUCUGUGAAGGAAUGCUUCAAAUCUGUCAUGCAAGGCUUCAAACGCCAGGCAAUGCUUCAAAUUUGUAUCUGGGGAACGCACUACAAACUAACGCAAAUUAUAAGAAGGAAACGCUGCUAUUAAUUCUGGCUUCAUACUGGCUUGGGCUGAGUUACUAUGAGUGCCAAGCCAGAGCCAGCCGUACCCCCACCCCCCAACUCAGUAGCAUAAGACUAGUCACAGAGCGAGUUAUGACUACAGUAAGUUGCCUCAAGGUCACAAGGACAGGAAGGGAAGAAGUUUGCCUCUACCAUCACUGUAAUUUGUAGCGCUUUGUUACUGAGAGCUUUAUGUUUUAGGUGUUAAUGAUAGCCGAGUUAUUUCUUGGUUACAUUGAUUAUUAUUUUAUUUUUGUUUUUUUGUUUUGUUUGUAUAUUAGUGCGUGAGUUUCCUUAGUGACUUGGUGGUUUAUUGUGUAUAAUAUUUGUACUAUUGUUUGUGUUUUCUUUUUAAAGCAUUUACUAGACUGAUUUACGGUCUCUCUCUCUCUCUCUCUCUCUCUCUCUCUCUCUCUCUCUCUCUCUCUCUCUCUCUCUCUCUCUCUCUCUCUCUCUCUCUCUCUCUCUCUCUCUCUCUCUCUCUCUCUCUCUCUGGUAGUUGCAAGACAUUCAUAUUUUUAGUUCAGUGACGAUUUGUUAAGAAAAGAAUCUGAUAUUUUUAUACAUACAACUUUUAGCCUGUUUAAGCAAUCCAGUUCUAUGUUACUUAGUAUGUUGAUGCUCUUUUGUUUUUCUCUGGAGGUUUUACUGUUUGUCCUAAGAAUCAGUGCAAAUUAUAGGCAUUUCUUACAUAAAAAAAACACCCUUAGAAGGUUGCCUAGAUUACAAGAGAUGUACAAUUAUAUUAGGGACAUAAAAAAAAAGGAAGUGUGAUUGUAUAGAGAUUAAUGAAAUUACUUAUUAACCUGUAAAGAUAAAAACUGUUGUAGCAUUUAUUUUUCUAAUUGGCCACAGUGUUAAUUGGAGAGAGAAUAAUCACAAUGAUAUAAUACAACUAAACAAGACAUCCCUGAAUCGAGGUAUAUCUGUAUAUAUAUAUAUUAUAUGACUAGAGGAUGUUGCUUUGUCAUUUUUGUAUUAUAACAGGGAAGUAUGUGAACCACAGUAGCCAUUGAAUAAAAAUAAUAAUAAUAAA
This is a messenger RNA of Scylla paramamosain (green mud crab), 10107 nucleotides long. Its product is annotated as cysteine-rich hydrophobic domain-containing protein 2-like. Bases 9 to 512 code for a protein of 167 amino acids. The record is from RefSeq and is a predicted model, not a curated record. NCBI's taxonomy places the organism in Eukaryota, Metazoa, Arthropoda, Malacostraca, Decapoda, Portunidae. The transcript has 4 exons.